Molecule: messenger RNA, 4559 nt
Organism: Hemicordylus capensis (graceful crag lizard)
Lineage: Eukaryota; Metazoa; Chordata; Lepidosauria; Squamata; Cordylidae
Gene: PDP1
Product: pyruvate dehydrogenase phosphatase catalytic subunit 1
Exons: 3
Coding region: 463-2148 (561 amino acids)
Biological process (GO): protein dephosphorylation
Molecular function (GO): cation binding; protein serine/threonine phosphatase activity
Source: RefSeq, a predicted model, not a curated record
GGGGGAUGUCAAGGCGCUGGAGCGGGCGGGCGGUGCGUGAACCGAAGAAAGCGGGAGCGUCACGUGACCUUCCCUUCCUUUCCAGCCAAUAGGCGCCCUCGCCCUGCCUUCCCCGAGGCUUUAUAAUCCGUGGCGCGUCACAAAAAAUGCCCACGACGGAAGGAAGCCGUCACGCCGUUGGUUGGAGCGUUCCCGUCGUGCGACGCUCUUGUGAAGGAUCGCGUCAGGCGCGCGCACACACGCUGCGAACGGCGACGGCUCCUCGGGGCGCGGUGGAGGGUGGGGCGGGACGAGGGGGCGGCGGCGGCGGUGGCGGUGGCGGUUGGUGCUGAGUUGUGUGGCUCUCCUGCGGUGAGGGGAGAGCGGGCGAGCGAGUUUAAGAAGAGCGCGCUGCAUCCCCGCUCUCCGGUUUCCCGCUGACCGAGCGGGGUGCCGCCUCCCCGCCUGCAGCUGACCAGGAGAAUGUGUGUGUGUCCUGGGCCCAGGCGGAUUGCAAUUCCAGUCAGGAGCCCCAGGUUGCCUUUGUUUUCGGAUGCCAUGCCAGCACCAACUCAACUAUUGCUCCCAUUGAUUCGCAACUGUGAGAUUGGCAGGAUAUACAAUACUGCAUGUUACUGUCACCACAAGCAUCUGUGCUGUUUUUCACCUCACUUAACUCACAAUCACUUGAGAUAUGUCCCGCAGAAGAAGCUUGCAACACUCUGUAGACCAAAGGAGAACUUGACUCAGUUAAUUCAUGCAAGGAACUAUGUCUCCACACCACAGAGAUUUUACCUCACACCUCCACAGGUCAACAGCAUUCUGAAGGCAAAUGAAUACAGUUUCAAAGUUCCAGAGUUUGAUGGCAAAAACUUAAGUUCUGUCCUUGGCUUUGAUAGCAACCAACUUCCAGCCAAUGCCCCCAUAGAAGACCGGAGAAGUGCAGCCACAUGCUUACAAACACGAGGGAUGCUCCUUGGUGUGUUUGAUGGCCAUGCAGGCUGUGCAUGUGCGCAAGCUGUCAGUGAAAGAUUGUUUUAUUACAUAGCAGUUUCUCUGUUACCCCAUGAGACUUUACUUGAAAUAGAAAAUGCUGUAGAGAGUGGCAGGGCCCUAUUGCCCAUCUUACAAUGGCACAAGCACCCCAAUGACUAUUUCAGUAAAGAAGCCUCCAAACUGUACUUUAACAGCUUACGGACUUACUGGCAAGAACUCAUAGAUCUCAAUACUGGAGAGACAACUGAUGUAAAAGAGGCUCUAAUCAGUGCCUUUAAGAGACUUGACAAUGACAUUUCUUUGGAAGCACAAGUAGGAGACCCAAAUUCUUUUCUCAAUUAUCUGGUACUGCGUGUAGCCUUUUCUGGUGCAACUGCCUGUGUUGCUCAUGUAGAUGGAGUUGAUUUGCAUGUUGCCAACACGGGUGACAGCAGGGCCAUGCUUGGGGUCCAGGAAGAAGAUGGAUCUUGGUCUGCUGUUGCAUUGUCAUAUGAUCAUAAUGCACAGAAUGAAAGUGAGGUUGAACGAGUCAAAAUGGAGCAUCCAAAGUCUGAAGAAAAAAGCGCCGUGAAACAAGAUCGACUGCUAGGCUUACUGAUGCCUUUCAGAGCAUUUGGAGAUGUCAAAUUUAAAUGGAGCAUUGAUCUUCAGAAGAGAGUGAUAGAGACAGGGCCAGAUCAGCUCAAUGACAAUGAGUAUACAAAAUUCAUCCCACCAAACUAUCAUACUCCUCCAUACCUCACAGCUGAGCCAGAGGUAAUACAUCACAAAUUAAGGCCUCAGGACAAAUUUCUGAUCCUGGCUACAGAUGGCUUGUGGGAAACCAUGCACAGGCAAGAUGUGGUUAGAAUUGUAGGUGAGUACCUAACAGGUGUUCAUCAUCAACAGCCAAUAGCUGUUGGAGGUUAUAAGGUAACUCUGGGACAGAUGCAUGGUCUCUUAACAGAAAGAAGAGCCCGGGUCUCCUCAGCCUUUGAAGAUCAAAAUGCAGCAACUCACUUAAUACGUCAUGCUGUGGGAAAUAAUGAAUUUGGCACUGUUGAUCACGAACGGCUGUCCAAGAUGCUCAGUCUUCCAGAAGAGUUGGCUCGGAUGUACAGGGAUGAUAUCACAAUUAUUGUGGUGCAGUUCAAUUCCCAUGUUAUAGGUGCAUGUCAAAAUGAGGAGUUCUAAAUUAUAAACUGAAGUGGAGAACCAAAGUUUUCACAGAACAAAAUGGCCAAUACUGUGAGCAGUAUAGUAAUACUUAUUCAGUUAAUGUCUGGUCAUUGAAAAUAUAGUUGGAGCAGGUAUGCUGUUCAUCUAUCUCUAGAUAGAUAUAAAGAAUAGUGGUCAAAGUGUUACUGAACUAAUUUAAACUAUCAAGAGAACAAAAAAAAAACUCGGGGCAACUUUGCACUAAUCAAUCUUGUUUGAACAUGGCUUAUACUUUAGGGUUACUUGAUAGAAGUAAAGGCUUCAUAUGCAUCAGUGCAAUGUCCUAUAGGACAAAAUCUUAUGUGUAUGUUGCAUGUAAAUAACUGUACAGAUAGGUAUCUCAAUAGCUAUAAAGAAAUUAGAUGUUAAUAACUUGGUUGUAAAUCUGAAUUUGAAUAGGGCUGAUGACUUUUAUAUCUACACAGUAGUUGUGGUGUAUUCCCCUCAGGAAAGGAAGGGAGCUUUUUAACAAGUUGGUAAAUGUCUUGAUAGAAUAUCUAGUUAUCCUCCCUUGGUUGGGCAAUGAUAUCUGAAUUUGAAACAUUUGCCUUGAAAUACAUGCCUAGAAUACCAAUGUUAAAAGUGUAAGUCUUUAAGCCAUAAAAAUCUGAAGCCUGCCCAAAAGUAUUAGAAAUGGAAUAACAUUUUGCAUCAAAUAAGACUCCUUAUAAUAAGAAAAUGUUAUCUUGCACAUUUCAGAGGGCAGUAAAUGAUUGUAAGAUCAGUUAACUGGAGGGAAGUCUAAGGUUUUUUGACAUAUAUUAUGAAGCUGAAUUGUAUCUCUUCUGAAACUUGACCUAGUCUUCAACUAUCUCACAAAACAUUACACUCUCAGCAAGCAACAGUUGUGACUUGUACCAAACCUAUUUCCAGUUGUAAGUCUCUGGUCUUGUGUUGAACCUAAGCAGUCAGUAGUGAUUUUGUAAAGUAAUGUGGUCAUGUAUUUUGUAACUUGAAUUAAAUUUGGUCUUGUGUUAUGGAUGUUUUGAGCAUCACAUAGUGAAAACAUAUUCAUAUAAUGUUGUUCCCAUGGAGACCAUGGGGGGAAAAUAGUGUAAUAUCUGUAAAUAUGUAAAGUAAUUGAGAAAAGGCUGUAUGUUUGUUCAUCCUACUUGCACUGCAGCAGCAACUGUAUUUCCUUGUUUCAAAAUUCUACUAUUACUGUGUACAUUUGCUUACAUUCAAAAUUUCCUAAAACUGCAUGUCUCAUCUUGGGGUCUCUGAUCCUUACCAUAUACAAUGCACUUCUGGAAUUGUUGAGCAAAUGACAACAGCUUUCUCAGCAACUACAAUUUUAAAUUGUCUUGUAUAUAGGUAAGAUUUUUCUAAAUGUAAAGCAAAAUCAGUUGCCUUUUCUUAAAUCAGCUGGCAUUUAUUUAUGAACAAUAUUAGUGUUGCCAUGAUUUGAGAUUCUGCAUUUUUCUCCAUUCUUUGGCUAGUGAUGAAGCACUUGUGGAUUAACAUUAAAAAGCUUUCUGUGCUUCUCUCAUUCUUACAAGUGUUCCAGUGGACCCCUGCGUCACAUAAGUAACAAUUUUCAACUGCUACAUACUUGAAGAGUACCCAUUUUCUUGGUAAUAUCAAUGUCUUUUUAAAAAACAAAAUUUAAGAGCUGGGGAAUACUUACAAAAUACCCUUGGUACAGAACACUAUGUGGUUAUAGCACUUAUAUCUUAGCCCUAAUGUUCCCUUCAUUUUUUUGUACUUUGAGAGUUGUACUUAUCUGUAAAGUAACAAUGAUUUGAAAUGCAAGUAACCGAGUAGAUAAUAGCACCAGCUUUCUGACAUAAGUAUAUAAAGUAAAAAUACCCUGUCUAUAGACAAAAUCUGACUUAGAGUCUAAUAUUCUUGAAGACCUAGCUGCAGCCUUAACAAAAGUAGUGGUCUGUCCUUUGUGUCCAAGAAACUUAAUAAAUAAGUUACCCUUUGUUUAUAUCUUUCCAGGCCCUACUUGAAUGUUCAUCAUAGUGUUAAUGUCAGAAUUGAGCAGUUUAUUCAUCAUUGCUUUAUACAUGAAAUAGGAUUAAAUAUCAUUGUUUAGGUCAAGUUUUUUUAAUGUAUUCUGUCUACAAAAUGGAUCUAAACUGUUACAUUGUUUAGGCUUCCUUGUGUGUUUUGCUUGUGAAAUGUACAGUACAUGUAAAUGUGUCAUUUUGGUUUGGUACCAAGUUUUAACAAAACAAAUUGGACAGUGGUCCUGUAUGUUCGGCACUUGGGGACUAACUUGAUAAGAUGAACAGGAUUUAAAUGAAGACUCCCUAACAUGUAUGCAAUGAACUGAAAUGGCAUUAUGGCUUUCUGAUCAUCACGUGAUUUGAUCCAAGAACAAAUAUCUUUUAGUAGACUUCAAUAAAAUAAUGUCUUGUACAAACAUAUGUACACUAGAA